CCGCAGUGGUCUCUCUCACACAUUCUUAAUACUUUCAGUCUCUGUCUGUACUUUGUGGGUAGUAAGAAUGGCCAAGCAAAUCAAGACCAAGCAGCAGAAGGCCGCUGCCGCCGCCUCUCAGUCCCGCUCCAAGAAGAAGAAGUGGUCCAAGGGUAAGGUCAAGGACAAGGCUGACAACGUUGUCAUCCUCUCCCCCGAGACCAUCGACCGCAUCAACAAGGAGAUGACCACCGCCAAGGUUAUCACCCCCUCCAUCCUUGUUGAGCGCUACAAGAUCAACUGCUCCGUUGCUCGCAGCGUCCUCAAGGGCAUGCACACCGAGGGCAAGAUCCGCCUCGUCGUUUCUCACAACGCUCAGACCAUCUACACUCGCGCCAUCGCCACCGCCGACGAUGCUGCCGAUGUUGUUGAGGACACCUCCUCCAAGGGCCGUCGCCGCAAGUAAAUGCGCCGUUGCUGCCUUGUGGUCCCUGCCUCUCUAGGUUGGGAGAUGUGAUUUUGGCGGGCGCCAGGGGUGUGUUCCCCUGGUGUGUGAUGUGCGAGCAAGGGAGAGAGUCCGGCAUUGCGCGCGUGUGCCCGUGCACAACGUGUUCCCCCCCCCCGCGUGCGCGCAAACUCUCGACGGCCUCUCUUUCUUCGUAUUUCUUCCCCUCCAUCUCUCCUUCACUCUCUCUCUCGCUCGUGUGUGCCCGUGUAUGCCUCCCCGUGCAUUCCGCGGUACCCCGGGGCCUGGUUCGGCGCUCAAAGUGAUACACAUUGCCUCUCCAGUGUUUAGUUGCCCCUCGUUCCAUCGCUGCUUUUGUGAAUGUAGAAGUUCUUCCACA
Fonticula alba is the source of this 824-nucleotide messenger RNA. Its product is annotated as S25 ribosomal protein. The record is from RefSeq and is a predicted model, not a curated record. Gene Ontology annotation, molecular function: structural constituent of ribosome. The transcript has 3 exons. Bases 68 to 445 code for a protein of 125 amino acids. NCBI's taxonomy places the organism in Eukaryota, Rotosphaerida, Fonticulaceae. Gene Ontology annotation, cellular component: cytosolic small ribosomal subunit.